AGCCCGCGCACUGGGCAGGAGUUGCUGCUUCUACGGUCGCCCGCGUCUUCAAGGUCUCUGCGCUUCCUCACCGGAGACCCAGAGUCGGCCGCCAUGUCCGCCGCGGAGGAGGUUGAUGGCCUGGGUGUGGUCCGGCCGCACUAUGGCUCUGUCCUGGAUAAUGAGAGGCUCACCGCAGAGGAGAUGGAUGAGAGGAGACGGCAGAACGUGGCGUAUGAGUACCUUUGUCAUUUGGAAGAAGCGAAGAGGUGGAUGGAAGCAUGCCUAGGGGAGGACCUGCCUCCCACCACAGAGCUGGAGGAGGGCCUUAGGAAUGGAGUCUACCUUGCCAAGCUAGGGAACUUCUUCUCUCCCAAAGUUGUGUCCCUGAAGAAAAUCUAUGAUCGAGAGCAGACCAGAUACAAGGCUACCGGCCUCCACUUCAGACACACGGAUAAUGUGAUUCAGUGGCUGAAUGCCAUGGAUGAAAUCGGAUUGCCUAAGAUUUUUUACCCAGAAACCACAGAUAUCUAUGACCGGAAGAACAUGCCAAGAUGCAUCUACUGUAUCCACGCCCUCAGUUUGUACCUGUUCAAACUGGGCCUGGCUCCUCAGAUUCAAGACCUGUAUGGAAAGGUUGAUUUCACAGAAGAAGAAAUCAACAACAUGAAGAUUGAGCUAGAAAAGUAUGGGAUCCAGAUGCCUGCCUUUAGCAAGAUCGGGGGCAUCCUGGCCAAUGAACUCUCAGUGGAUGAGGCUGCGUUACACGCUGCUGUUAUUGCUAUCAAUGAAGCUAUUGACCACAGAGUUGCGGCUGACACAUUUACGGCUCUAAAAAACCCCAAUGCCAUGCUCGUCAAUCUUGAAGAAGCCCUGACUUCCACCUACCAGGAUGUGCUUUACCAGGCCAAGCAGGACAAGAUGACAAAUGCUAAAAACAGGACGGAAAACUCUGACAGAGAAAGGGACGUUUAUGAGGAACUGCUCACACAGGCCGAAAUCCAAGGGAAUGUCAACAAAGUCAACACAUCUUCUGCCCUGGCCAACAUCAGCCUGGCUUUAGAGCAGGGCUGUGCACUGACCCUGCUCAAGGCUCUGCAGGCACCGGCCCUGGGCCUCCGAGGGCUGCAGACCCAGAACAGUGACUGGUACAUGAAACAGCUACAGAGUGAUCUGCAGCAAAAGAGACAGAAUGGCCAGACUGAUCCCCUGCAGAAGGAGGAGGUACAGGCUGGAGUGGAUGCUGCCAACAGUGCUGCCCAGCAAUACCAACGACGGUUGGCAGCAGUGGCAGCAAUCAAUGCUGCGAUCCAGAAGGGCAUCGCCGAGAAGACCGUUUUGGAGCUAAUGAAUCCCGAAGCCCAGCUGCCCCAGGUGUAUCCAUUUGCAGCCGAUCUUUAUCAGAAGGAGUUGGCCACCCUGCAGCAGCAGAGUCCUGAGCAUAGCCUCACCCAUCCUGAGCUCACCGUUGCUGUGGAGAUGCUGUCAUCUGUGGCCCUCAUCAACAGGGCGCUGGAGUCAGGAGACAUGAACACGGUGUGGAGACAGCUGAGCAGCUCAGUCACAGGCCUCACCAACAUUGAGGAAGAGAACUGUCAAAGGUAUCUCGAUGAGUUGGUGAAGCUGAAAGCUCAGGCACAUGCGGAGAAUAAUGAGUUUAUCACAUGGAAUGACAUCCAGGCGUGUGUGGACCACGUGAACCUCGUGGUCCAUGAGGAACAUGAGCGGAUUUUGGCCAUUGGUCUCAUUAAUGAAGCCCUGGACGAAGGGGAUGCCCAGAAGACCCUGCAGGCCUUGCAGAUCCCUGCAGCUAAGCUCGAGGGGGUCCUUCCAGAAGUGGCACAGCAUUACCAAGACACACUGAUCAGAGCAAAGAGAGAAAAGGCCCAGGAAACACAGGAUGAGUCAGCUGUGUUAUGGUUGGAUGAAAUUCAAGGUGGAAUCUGUCAGUCCAACAAAGACACCCAAGAAGCACAGAGGUUUGCCUUAGGAAUCUUUGCCAUCAACGAAGCAGUAGACAGUGGUGAUGUUGGCAGAACCCUGAGUGCCCUUCGUUCUCCCGACGUUGGCUUAUAUGGAGUGAUCCCUGAAUGUGGGGAGACAUACCAGAGUGACCUUACUGAAGCCAAGAAGAAAAGACUAGCAUCAGGAGACAAUAACAGCAAGUGGGUGAAGCACUGGGUGAAAGGCGGGUACUAUUACUACCACAAUCUGGAGACGCAAGCAGGAGGAUGGGCUGAGCCCCCAGACUUUGUACAGAAUUCUGUGCAGCUUUCUCGAGAGGAGAUCCAGAGUUCCAUCUCUGGAGUGACUGCUGCAUAUAACCGAGAGCAGCUUUGGCUGGCCAACGAAGGCUUGAUCACCAAGCUGCAAGCCUGCUGCCGUGGGUACCUCGUUCGACAGGAAUUCCGAUCCCGGAUGAACUUUCUGAAGAAACAAAUCCCCGCCAUCACCUGCAUUCAGUCACAGUGGAGAGGAUACAAACAGAAGAAGGCAUAUCAAGACCGGCUGGCUUACCUGCACUCCCAUAAAGAUGAAGUUGUGAAGAUUCAGUCCCUUGCCAGGAUGCAUCAAGCUAGAAAGCGCUAUAGAGAUCGCCUGCAGUACUUCCGAGACCAUAUAAACGACAUUAUCAAAAUCCAGGCGUUCAUUCGGGCGAACAAAGCUCGUGACGACUACAAGACUCUCAUCAAUGCUGAGGAUCCGCCUAUGAUUGUGGUCCGAAAGUUUGUCCACCUCCUGGACCAAAGCGAUCAGGACUUUCAGGAGGAACUUGAUCUCAUGAAGAUGCGGGAGGAGGUCAUCACCCUCAUCCGUUCCAACCAGCAGCUGGAGAAUGACCUGAAUCUCAUGGAUAUCAAAAUCGGACUGCUAGUGAAGAACAAGAUCACACUGCAGGAUGUGGUUUCCCACAGUAAAAAACUUACCAAAAAAAAUAAGGAACAGCUGUCGGACAUGAUGAUGAUAAACAAGCAGAAAGGCGGGCUCAAGGCUCUGAGCAAGGAGAAGAGGGAGAAGCUGGAGGCCUAUCAACACCUCUUCUACCUGCUGCAGACCAACCCUACCUAUCUGGCCAAGCUGAUCUUUCAGAUGCCACAGAACAAGUCCACCAAGUUCAUGGACUCAGUGAUCUUCACGCUGUACAACUACGCAUCCAACCAGCGGGAAGAGUACCUGCUGCUGCGUCUCUUCCAGACGGCACUCCAGGAGGAGAUCAAGUCAAAGGUGGAUCAGAUUCAAGAAAUCGUGACAGGAAACCCUACGGUUAUUAAGAUGGUUGUAAGUUUCAACCGUGGUGCCCGGGGCCAGAAUGCCCUCAGGCAGAUCUUGGCCCCUGUUGUGAAGGAAAUUAUGGAUGACAAGUCUCUCAACAUCAAAACGGACCCUGUGGAUAUUUAUAAGUCUUGGGUUAAUCAGAUGGAGUCUCAGACUGGAGAGGCGAGCAAACUGCCCUAUGAUGUGACCCCUGAACAAGCCUUGUCUCAUGAAGAAGUGAAGACAAGGCUAGACAACUCCAUCAGGAACAUGAGGGCUGUGACAGACAAGUUCCUGUCAGCCAUUGUCAGCUCUGUGGACAAAAUCCCUUAUGGGAUGCGUUUCAUUGCUAAAGUGCUGAAGGACUCGCUGCAUGAGAAGUUCCCUGAUGCCGGUGAGGACGAGCUGCUGAAGAUUAUUGGUAACUUGCUUUACUACCGGUAUAUGAAUCCAGCCAUUGUUGCUCCUGACGCCUUCGACAUCAUAGACCUGUCGGCAGGGGGCCAGCUCACCACAGACCAGCGCAGAAAUCUGGGCUCCAUUGCAAAGAUGCUCCAGCACGCGGCUUCCAACAAGAUGUUUCUGGGCGAUAAUGCCCACUUAAGCAUCAUUAACGAGUACCUCUCUCAGUCCUACCAGAAAUUCAGACGGUUUUUCCAGACCGCUUGUGACGUCCCAGAGCUGCAGGAUAAAUUUAAUGUGGAUGAGUAUUCUGACCUAGUCACCCUCACCAAGCCAGUUAUCUAUAUCUCCAUUGGCGAGAUCAUCAACACCCACACCCUGCUGUUGGACCAUCAGGACGCCAUUGCUCCAGAGCACAAUGACCCCAUCCACGAACUGCUGGACGACCUCGGGGAGGUGCCCACCAUCGAGUCCCUUAUAGGAGAAGGCUGUGGCAACUCAAACGACCCCAACAAGGAGGCGCUGGCCAAGACGGAAGUGUCUCUCACAUUGACCAACAAGUUUGACGUGCCUGGUGAUGAGAACGCAGAGAUGGAUGCUCGGACCAUCUUACUGAAUACAAAGCGUUUAAUUGUGGAUGUCAUCCGGUUCCAGCCAGGAGAGACCUUGACUGAAAUCCUAGAAACCCCAGCCACCAACGAACAGGAAGCUGAACAUCAGAGGGCCAUGCAGAGACGGGCUAUCCGAGAUGCCAAAACCCCUGACAAGAUGAAAAAAUCAAAGCCCAUGAAGGAGGAUAACAACCUCAGCCUCCAGGAGAAGAAAGAAAAGAUCCAGACUGGCCUAAAGAAGCUAACAGAGCUUGGGACGGUGGACCCAAAGAACAGAUACCAGGAACUCAUCAACGACAUUGCCAAGGAUAUCCGGAAUCAGCGGAGAUACAGGCAGAGGAGGAAAGCUGAAUUGGUAAAGCUGCAACAGACGUACUCGGCGCUGAACUCUAAGGCCACCUUUUAUGGAGAACAGGUGGAUUACUACAAGAGCUAUAUCAAAACCUGCUUGGAUAACUUGGCCAGCAAGGGCAAGGUCUCCAAAAAGCCUAGGGAAAUGAAAGGCAAGAAAAGCAAAAAGAUUUCUCUGAAAUACACAGCAGCAAGACUGCAUGAGAAGGGAGUUCUUCUGGAAAUUGAGGACCUUCAAGCAAACCAAUUUAAAAAUGUUAUCUUCGAAAUUGGUCCAACAGAAGAAGUUGGAGACUUUGAAGUGAAGGCCAAGUUCAUGGGAGUUCAGAUGGAGACUUUCAUGUUACAUUAUCAGGAUUUGCUGCAGCUACAGUAUGAAGGGGUUGCGGUCAUGAAAUUAUUUGAUAGAGCUAAAGUGAAUGUCAACCUCCUGAUCUUCCUUCUCAACAAAAAAUUCUAUGGGAAGUAAUGGGUCAUUUGCCACCCGGAAGAAUUAAAAAAGGCAACGCCUCACAGCUGUCUUUCUAGGAUCCUCUAUUAUCCCUUGGAAGCAAGGGCCGGGUCCAGCGGCGCCUCAGUUCACACUCCUGAAGUCCGGGUUUAAGUCCCCUCCCUCUGACAGGACAUCAGUGCCCUCUCCCCUCUCCUAGUGAAGCCAUAUGCCUGGCUUCUCCUCAGCCCUGCUCCCCUCAUUUUCUCUCAUCAUGUAGGAAACAGUGGAACCCCACCCAACCCCCCUCUCUUAAAGCCUCCUAAGUGGUCAUUACCACUUUGUAAACAUUGGUGUUUGUUUUACUUAGCAAUAAGAAUAGUGGAAUUCACACUCUUGUUGAGAAGUGAAAGCUGUCAGGUUGAUAGCAUGCAUGCACUCCAGAUUCACCGUAAGUGUGGCCCAUCGGCACAGUCAGAGGAUGAAGGCUAUGAAGUCCUGGGUCUGAUGCCUUUGUGGGUGGAGCUAAUCCAGUUACUGUUCUCUGUUCUAAUGAAGCAGCUUCAGGAGAAAAAGAACAGCUACUUUUGAAUUCUCCACUGAAUCUAGGCAGUGCUGUUAGCGCAGAGCCCUUCCUGGUGAAGGUGAACCCCGUGGUCAGAGACGGCCAUUUAGAGACUGAGUGGGUGGGGCACUCACCAUCCCUCUCACAAGGGGAUGGCUUACCCUAGCUCAAAAUGUAACUCUUUCUAAACUGUAUUCCAAGCGUGCCUUACCAAAGUAUAAACUUAUUUCUUAAAAUGUGAGUGAUAGGAAUUUUAAAGAUUUAUAUAAUGCUUUAGAAUACUCUUGAGAAAGUUUUUUUUUUUUUUUUUUAAUAAUUUGGUUAAUCUGUAUAUCUGAAUUCUUGAAGCUUUCCUCUAGCCUACAGUAGGGUCUGUCUACAGAGUUGCUGAGCUAAUCCUGCUUGAUUUUAGCAACAAGAAACAACAUCAUGCUUAAAGUUCAGAUCCAUCCCCUCUCUGGAUGCUGCCCACAUCAUGCUUUUACCCUGAGAAACCUGGACCCUUAGGCUCUAACAAAGACAAUUCAGCUCCGGAUGUUGAAUUUGGAACCUUUGUCCUUGGAUUAAAAGUCAUAAACUUAAAAAAAAAUCUCUUUAUUCAAAAAGAUAGGUAAAUCAUGCUACUGAGCCCUUGAUGUCUUUGAUGUUUGGUUCGGUAUUCUUGCAUAAAACAUAAAAAUUAAACUAACAUUGCAGAGUCUACUGAUGUAUAUUGAAGGCAAAUAAGCUGUUUUAAUUAGUGACAAAUUGUGUGGUUUGUCCCUAUUACAAAUGUAAAUCUUGGAGACGUGUCCUUCAUGAUGUCCACAUGUGCAGGCCAGGGUGAGUGGAUGCAGGUAGAGGCAGGAGCCGAGAAAGGAUCUGACACCACAUUGACAUUGAGUGUUGGAACAUAGUUUCCUGAGAAAACAUCUUCAAGGCUGGCAUGGUAGUAGAUAGCUAUAAUCUGAGCAUUCAGAGGCUGGGGAAGAAAGAUCAAAAGAUCACUAAGUCGAGGCCAGCCUGGACUACAUAACCCCAUCCUGUCUCUAAAAAAGAGAGAGAAAGAAAGAGGAAAAAAGAAAAAGAUCCUGUUACAACCAGCAUCACUUCAAAAACAAGGUUAACAGAUGUGUCAAGUGUGUCUUUUUUUUUUUUUUUUUUUUUAAAGACAGAGGAAAUGGGGUGGGUCUCUGUCGCCUUGGCUGUCCUAGAACUCAGUGUAGAUCACACUGGUCUAGAACUCACCAAGAUCUGCCUGCCCCGGUCUCUUGAGUGCUGUGACUAAAGAUAUGAGCCACUAUACCUGGCUUUCAAGUAUGUUUUCUUAAAAAGGAUGCCAUCACAAAUGUCCCAGGGGCCACCUGCAAGACAGUAGUGAAUCCAGGUUACAGCGCCUUCAGAUGCCUCAAUUACCUGGAAGGAUGCUCCUUCCCUGAAUACCCAGUAAAACUGUGCCACAUGCCCUUGGAAGAUCUUCACGACUGCCAUGGGAUCCUGCUUAGGCAGCACCGUGGUCCCCUCGUGAGCCUCAGGUCGGCACACUGAAGAAGGCGUGCCGCGCUUGUGUUAUUUAUCAGCUGCAGCCGUCUCUGUCUUGGCUCUCACCUCCUCUGACCUUCUCUCUGACCAGCCGUCGUGACAUUUACUAUGAAUUUACUUCCUCCCAAGAAUCUGGACUGGCCGUCAGACUGUGGCUACACACAAUGCCUUUGUAUCUUCGUAUGAAAUAAAAGGUCAUUUGUUCCUGUUUGUGUUUA
Grammomys surdaster is the source of this 7332-nucleotide messenger RNA. It is a transcript of the gene Iqgap1, whose product is annotated as IQ motif containing GTPase activating protein 1. The transcript is spliced from 38 exons. Gene Ontology annotation, molecular function: actin filament binding; GTPase activator activity; calmodulin binding. Gene Ontology annotation, biological process: regulation of GTPase activity; regulation of actin cytoskeleton organization. Bases 94 to 5067 code for a protein of 1657 amino acids. Gene Ontology annotation, cellular component: cytoplasm; nucleus. The record is from RefSeq and is a predicted model, not a curated record. Lineage: Eukaryota; Metazoa; Chordata; Mammalia; Rodentia; Muridae.